AACAAAAUGGCGGAAGCAAAGUGAUGUUUUUGUUUAUUUAGUUUCACAGGCUUUACAAGGAUUAAAACACGGUAAAACAAGGUUUAAAUCUUUUCUAAAAGAAAGAGAAAAAAAGGGCCAUUCUUCUUCGUUACGAGAUGGAAAUUGAAAGCGUGAAGACUGCAGUUGACGAGCUCCACAGGCUAAGUUUGUGUGCACGCUGUAUUUUGCGAUUUAUAGAUGAAAGAAACUCUUCAUUGUAUGAAGGAGACUUUGAGGCAGUUUCUGAAUAUGUUAGUAAAARGUAUUCUUUAGAUGAACCAUGUUUCGACAAGGAAAACAACAGGAAAAAAGAUGACCUUUCUGUAGAUGAUGGUCUGUGGUCCUGCACAGCCUGUCUUGGAAUUCUUAAUUGUUCUACUGUAAAACAGAUUGCAGAUGCUGUUGAAAAUUCAGAGUUUGAAUAUGGAAGUUUUACUUUGUCUUUGUCUAUUCCCUUAUGCUGUCUUGUUAGACAGCAUUCAAUAUUUUUGUAUCUAAAAGAAAAAUUCAGUGGUAUAUAUGCAGACAAGAAGACUGUAGAUUCAUUACCGUCCAUCAAAGAAGUUUUUAAGUGGGUGUGUGGACCACGACUGGGUGAAAUAUUGGGUGUCUACUUUCAACACGAGAGUCCAUUCCAGAUUUCUGUUCAAUUUGGACACAACAAUGGAAAUGAUGAAUUAGAAUUUUUAACAGACUUCGAUCCACUACAAUUCAAAGAAAGAAAGGUUAAAAAGAGAGCACCCAAACCAGUGAUCUACUCAAUAACAACAGUCAAGAAAGCACUAGAGGAACUUGACACAGCAGACAAGCUUAGAAAGUUUACAUUCUGUCCCUCCAAGGUACCAAACUACAAAAGUUUCUGUACUCAAGUAUCUUGUACUCACAAUUCAUUGUUAUUGGCAGGUCGGUAUAACAAAUACUCAAGACGUCUACCACAGACUCCAUGGUUGAUUGAAGGGGAGCGCAUGCUUGAAUCUUCAGUACAGGAAAAGAUAUGUGAUGUUAUUGAAUUAAAGAUCAAAGCAGAUGACUAUAAAUUUUCAUCUGGUGGAAGAGAAGAUGUUGAUGUCUGUAUGUUAGGCACAGGUCGGCCAUUUGUAAUAGAGUGCAUAAAUCCUCGUAAAACAAAGUUAAGCCGUGAGUUUUUGUCUGACUUGCAAAAAGAAAUUAACUCUUCAUCACAAGAUAUUGCAAUAAGAGAUUUACAAGUUGUUACAAAAAAUGAUUAUAAAACGCUGAAGGAAGCAGAAAACACAAAGACUAAAACAUACAGCUGCCUGGUUUGGACAGAAAAAGAGAUUACUAAUAAGCAGUUGCUGCCAUUACAUGAUAUCAAGGAUUUAGUGUUAAAACAGAAAACCCCCCUAAGAGUUUUACACAGGAGACCUGUGGCUGUCCGUGACAAAGUUGUUCAUAACAUGAGUUGCAAAUGGAUAGAUGACCAUCACUUUAGAUUGAAUCUCAAGACAAUGGCUGGAACAUAUGUCAAAGAGUUUGUACAUGGUGAUUUUGGACGCACUAAGCCCAACCUAGGAACAUUGUUGGAAAUGCAGACAGACAUUUUAGAACUUGACGUACAGUCAGUUGAUGUGGACUGGCCUCCAUCUCUUGGUCAGGAAUGAUCACAUCUUGAAAUUGGAUCUUACUGCUAUCAUGAAUAGUAAAUCAAUUUUUACGAUGUUAUAUUUAUAGGAAAAAUAAUUAUUAAAAUGUGUUUUAUAGCA
This is a messenger RNA of Exaiptasia diaphana, 1745 nucleotides long. Its product is annotated as putative tRNA pseudouridine synthase Pus10. The record is from RefSeq and is a predicted model, not a curated record. The coding region runs from base 138 to 1643 and encodes 501 amino acids. The transcript is spliced from 19 exons. Gene Ontology annotation, molecular function: RNA binding; pseudouridine synthase activity. NCBI's taxonomy places the organism in Eukaryota, Metazoa, Cnidaria, Anthozoa, Actiniaria, Aiptasiidae. Gene Ontology annotation, biological process: tRNA pseudouridine synthesis.